GUAUAUCUGAAGCUGGGCAGCAACAGGCUGUUCGUCACGAUGAGUUGGUGAAUCGAAUUGAGAAGAAACAAAGAAAGUUCUGCAAUUGCUGUCAGAGCAAAUCAUAUGGAUAUCGACGACGCCAAGUUGCUCGAUACCUCGGACGCUAUUCCCACUGGUGACUUAGUGCAAGGGUCUCCAAAUGUGGAGGACAGCGGGGGAGUGUCAUCGCAACCCGCAGAGCAGCUGGACGUUGGGGCUUCGCACUUGGAGCAAGAGGAAAGUGACCACAAAGACAGGCGCAGGACAAAAUCGCUACCUGUUUACGCAGACCAAAAUGCUCUCUACGAGACAAUUUGCCCAGAGACGGACAGAAAGAGGGUUCAGUUCGCAGACACUCUGGGACUGUGCCUAGCAAGCGUGAAACACUUCAGCGCCACUGAUGACCCGCAAGUCCCAUCUAAUGUCUUCUCUAGGCUACAGAGUUUUCCUCCGCAGCGGGACCGAGGAUCUUUAGAUGAUCUGUGCGGUAUGUUCGCGUCCACUCUGUGCAUUAACCAUUUGGUGCCUGCGUUCAAGAUGCCCGUGCAUUCAAAAGACUUCGGCAGCCGAGUCCUGCGCCUUCGAGUGUCUUUGGAAAAAGUUACGGUCUCUCACUUUGACAUCCGAGGACAGAUCAGAGCGGUGACCUCGGACUGUUCUUGGAAGGAAGUAGGGGUGAGAUACACUUUUAACGACUGGCUAUCAUUUGUGGACGUGCAGGCAGUACCCAUACCUAGAGAGGAUGAUGCUGUCCAAGGCGAACAGUUCUCCUUCACGCUGUACACACCCCCAUAUUCAGAUGAGAGUUCUUCAGUGCACUUUGCGGUUUAUUUCCGGACUGACCACGGCGAAUUCUGGGAUAACAACGGACGAAACAACUACACCCUGAAGCAGGAAACUGGAAUAUUGAACGAGAGCUAAGUUUCCCAUGCUACAUAAGAACCAUUCUCAAUGUACAUGUCAGCAGAGGAGGCCCGUUGUACACUCGCUAAAUUUUUAACUCGGUUAUUCGGUAGUUUUGGCGCCGUCUACAUUUUUCUUCCUGGGUCGCGAAAAUGUACAUUGUAUGGACACAGAUGGACACAAGUAAAUUAGUCAUACAGACACCAGAAUACACUUUGUAUUCUGUCCUGUAUUGUAUAAUCUGAAAUUAUAUUGUGGGAGUACAAUGGUUAUCUGUCAAUUCUUUUUAAGAUACUAUUCUCUAUAAUUAUUGUAGGGCGCUAUUGUAUGUGUCAACUGAAGCCACAAUGAGCAAAUCAUGUUUUCGCCAAACUUAAUUCAAGGCAUGCGUAAAAAUUGGAUGGGUUCUAUUCUGAAUUUGUGCAUUCCGUAAUGUAUAGGACAUAAUGUGUUUACUGAAUAUGACUUAAUUAUUUGUGUCAGUUCUAUUCAUUUUUAAAUGUGUUAUUUCAUGCUUAACAAGUAACCAGUAGCCUCUUCUCAUACUGAAAUAGCUUUACAGCCAUAUGUAUAUGUAAAGCGAUAUACGGUAAUUUUAAAUGGAACUGGCAUUUUUAUAUCCAUACGUCUCAGUCUCACUUAUAGAUACCACUUUUCAGCCUGAUCAGGCUAAAGGCUUAGGCUAAUGAUAAGGUAAUAACGCUAUCCUCAUUCCCUGUUUCUUAGACAUAUAGUGUGCGUGGCUGGCUGGUUAUAGAAACCAAAGUGAAAGUACCAGUGCUACAAUAUGAUAGCAUACAUAUUCAUCAGCCUACAGUAUCUACAGCAUAUGGCCUGAAAUGUUGAGGGGUGCUGCCUUCAGGGUGUGAACAGCAUUCCAUGUGACUGAGCCAAUGAGAGCGCUUGUCCAUUACCCACAUACCAGGUGUCUGCAAUGAUGUGAGAAUUGAGUCCUUAUCACCGGUGGGACAUUCCAUUCCUGAGCACAUUUUGGGCCUGAAAAUGUACUGGUAAUGUUCAUGGGGAGAGAAAACUAUGUCCAUAAAUGGGAUUCCAUAAAUGCGCUGUAAGAAUGUAAGUGCUAUAAUGACAACAGUUUUCUCACAGAAAAUAAUAAUAAUAAUAAUAAUAAUAAUAAUAAUAAUAAUGAUAAUGAAGCACUGAACAUGCCUUGAAGUAUGUUACUUGUUUUUUUGUUUUUGUUUAGUUUUUUUUGCAAACAACUUUUUUUUAUAGAUUUUCCAUAAAGCAAUAUACAGAAAAGACAGCACUACACUUUAAGGGUGUUACUGAGCUAAACUUCACAACCUUGGAGGCUGUGCAUAGUUGUUUUUAUAAUUCCAGAUGGACACAAGUAAUUCAUUAAUUGUCUAAUUAAAAAAAGGAAUUGUUUGGGAUAUCUUCCUGAACCAAAAAUAAAUUUUCCUAUAAAAGAAAAAACCUGUCAUUGUGUUCGUGUACUGUAACUAUUUUGAGCAUUUGGUUUUUCUUACAGUAAAAUCCUACCAUGACUACUUUAAA
Molecule: messenger RNA, 2445 nt
Organism: Conger conger (European conger)
Lineage: Eukaryota; Metazoa; Chordata; Actinopteri; Anguilliformes; Congridae
Product: protein phosphatase 1 regulatory subunit 3G-like
Exons: 1
Coding region: 106-942 (278 amino acids)
Biological process (GO): regulation of glycogen biosynthetic process
Cellular component (GO): protein phosphatase type 1 complex
Molecular function (GO): glycogen binding; protein phosphatase 1 binding
Source: RefSeq, a predicted model, not a curated record